UUUCCUGGGCCAGUCCCCGCCCAUGUGACCUACAAGAGCAGAGCGAUCAGGAGCGGCAGGAAGCCUGGGCAGGUGUGUGCUUGUGCCACUCUCCCGCCCCUUGUAGGAGCUGGGUUAUCGCAACCUUGAGCUCCGUGUAACCCAUGUCAGUGGCCAAUCUGUUUGCUAUCCGUGUUGCUAUGACAGAUGAGAAAGAGGCGGCGUUCUUUGACUAUCUUUCAGCCAUUCCAUGAAUGGGUUGACAUCACAGACCGAGACUGGCUCACUGGCUGCCUAUACAGUGGGGGAAUAGCUGCCUGUCCCUUUAAGAGCCCGCUAGCAGGUUGAUUCCCUGACGUCACCUAGUAGCAGAGUGAGAGGGAGAGGAGGAAGGCGAAGAGCAUCUGCUGAGCAGCUAUGGCACAGGAGAGGAGAGGGAGCAGCAGGGCACAGGAGGCGGAUACCUGGCACAGGCAGAUGGAUUCACAUGUACGUUAUCCUGAUCAAUGUGUGUUUGUUGCUCCACCCUCACCUGAGCUUCCUCCCAGACCCACUACUUUACCAUCUCCCCGGCUCAGCCCUGCAGGCUCGGGUAGGUCCCAACCUGAAGGAUCAAGUAGCUUCCAAACUCCCCUCACAGCGGUACAGUUCUCCACCCGUCCUCUUUCACCUGUUGGCUCUUCUGCCCCUGACCGAUCCCAACCAGAAGGAUCUCAGAGGCUCCAUCCUUUAGGAUCCCCAAUAAAUGUAAGAGUGGAAUCUGGCAGAUCACAGCCUGAGGGAUCCUGUCCUAGUCUCUUGUCCCCUACCCGGCAGUACCCACCUUUGCCUCCACCUCCAUCCUCUCCUCAUCGCUCUCCUGUCCUAAGUCCUAGAGGAUCACCUGAUGUCCCCAGGACUCCGCACAGAGCACACACUUCUAGACCCCAAGACCAGCAUCCAACCCCUGAAUGCAUUCGACCUUCCCCAGCAAAAGCCGACAAAUCCCAAGGUGAUAGUACAGUGGAUGUAGCAGGGAAGGACUUCAGGAUAUAUGUUAUCACAUGGAAUGUUGGAUGUGCUGUGCCACCCUCGGACCUUACUUCCCUCCUCUGCCUCAAUGCUAGAGAUGAUAAAAUCGAUAUGUUUGUUAUCGGGCUGCAAGAGGUCAAUUCUAUGAUCAAUAAACGCCUGAAAGAUGCUCUGUUUUCCGAUCAGUGGAGCGAGGUCUUUAUGGAUGUCCUCAGUCCUUUCAGCUAUGUUUUGGUCAGCUCAGUAAGAAUGCAAGGUUGUCUGCUGCUGGUGUUUUCAAAGUAUUUCCACUUGCCUUUCCUCCGGGACAUACAGACUGACUGCACAAGGACUGGCCUCGGAGGAUACUGGGGUAAUAAGGGUGGAGUCAGCAUUCGAUUAUCUCUUUUUGGUCACAUGGUAUGUUUUCUUAAUUGCCAUUUACCGGCUCAUAUGGAGAACACUGAUCAGCGAGUGGAUAAUUUUGAAAGCAUCUUGCAGCUUCAGCAGUUCCAGGGACCGCUGGCAAAUGGUGUUCUGGACCAUGACUUGGUGUUCUGGUUUGGAGAUCUUAACUUCCGAAUAGAGGAUCUGGAUUUGCAUUUUGUGAAAUCUGCCAUCCAAGGCAACAAGCUGGCUCUGCUGUGGGAGAAGGACCAGUUAAACAUGGCAAAAAUUUUUGAGCCCGUGCUUAAUGGAUUCAUGGAGGGCUCUCUGACCUUUCCUCCCACAUACAAGUUCGAUGUGGGGACCAAUACCUAUGACACAAGCUCUAAGAAAAGAAAGCCGGCCUGGACAGAUCGCAUUCUGUGGAAAAUGAAAUGUCCAAUCACUCAGAGCCCUGCCAAGCAAUUGGGCACCAUCAGCACACGGUCUAAAGAAUUAUCAGUGACCUUACUUAGUUAUGGAAGCCACAUGCAGUAUACAGAGAGUGACCAUAAACCUGUGUCCGCUAUCUUCUCACUGCAGUUUGCUUCCUGUCUUGCUGCCCCAUUGGUCCAAUUGUUGGUGCGCGAUGAGUGGUUGCAGCCUGAUGAUGCCCAUGUCAUCUAUCGAUGGUGUCCGGGAUACAUGAAGAGUUCCUGGGAUUGGAUUGGACUUUAUAGAGUGGGAUUUAGACAUCACAAAGAUUAUGUUUCUUACGUGUGGGCAAAGUCCGAUGAAGAAACAGAGAGAGGGAAACACCAACAUGAGGUGGUGUUCAGUGAGGAAUUGCUUCCCAAGGGGACCAGCGAAUACCUUCUUGGUUAUUUUAGCAACAACCUUGGUACACUGAUUGGAGUGACUGAGCCAUUCCAGAUCUGUUUGCCCGACUCUGAGGCAGGUUCUUCCUCUAACAGUUCAGAUUCUAGUUCAGAGGAGGAAGAUAGCACUCAUAUUCUUCUACGACCGAAAUCCCGUAGCCCCAGUCCAGCCAGUGCCCGUUCACCACGGAGCAGGAGUCCAGCCCUAGCUCGUCUUCAUGAUCUCAUCCUUCCCAACACUUCCCGCCAGAAGAGCCGCAGUCCUUCCCCCAACAGGACCAAGAGUCCCAAACAUGACAGGGCCCAACGAUCUCGUUCCAGGGAAUCUACUCGCCAUAGCAAGGGUAAACGAGUGCAGAGCCCCCUUGUGCUCCAGGCUAUAACUGUGCCUAUUGUGAGGCCAGCAGCUGUAGGCCAAGGCUUCAGUCCCCAGGUUGGAAUUCUUCCCUCCCCCAGCUCUCCAAAGCCACAAUUAAAGCUGCAGACCCCCUCUACCCCAUGUCACGGAGACUCACACAUUGCAACAAAGAGGCAAGAGCUGCUGUAAAUUGAUCCUCCCUCUGAUAAACCUUUGCACUAUUGUGACAUUUUGAAAAAUCAACUUGAGACUUGAGUAUCAGAUCCUAAUUGUAUAUAUGUUGGAAUGGAAUGAUUUUAGGGGAAAAAUUCUACAUUGAACGCAAAUUUGUUUUAAGUCUUCAUUGCCGUGGGUCAUGGUUAUUUUAGUGGCAGCCAAAGAUGCACAUUCCAGCUUAUCUAAGUUAACGAAAA
Molecule: messenger RNA, 2984 nt
Organism: Xenopus tropicalis (tropical clawed frog)
Lineage: Eukaryota; Metazoa; Chordata; Amphibia; Anura; Pipidae
Gene: inpp5j
Product: inositol polyphosphate-5-phosphatase J
Exons: 13
Coding region: 397-2760 (787 amino acids)
Biological process (GO): phosphatidylinositol dephosphorylation
Cellular component (GO): cytoplasm; plasma membrane bounded cell projection
Molecular function (GO): phosphatase activity; inositol-polyphosphate 5-phosphatase activity; phosphatidylinositol-4,5-bisphosphate 5-phosphatase activity
Source: RefSeq, a predicted model, not a curated record